AUGUCUCUCAAGCGUCUUCUCAACGAUGUAGAUGACGAUGGUCACAGCCAAUACCCUGACCCGUCGUUCAUGUCCCCUCACGGCUCCAUUUCAGGGUCUUCGUACCAGAGCGCCGACGACUACACCGGAACGUACCCUCGCCAGACCCAGUUCCAGGGCAUGGGGAUGGGCAUGGAUUAUACACACGAAACCCCCGUCCUCGAGGAAUACUCCUCUAUCACCGAUGUCUUCAACGGCAUUUUGUCCAAUGGCCCUAACCCCGGUUACGAAAACACACACUUCGAUCCCACCGACCAACUAGGAAAUCUAAAUCUGAAUCUAGGAACUGCAGACGCCCCGUUCAACCUGGAUUUCGAGCUAGAAGAAUGGGCCCACCAAAACAUGACGAUGCCUUCUCCCGGCGCAUCGUACGUAUCCCAGCCGUCGCCGUCAGGUUCAGGGUCAUCCGCAGACUCUUUGCCUGCCACUCAUUCCCCCUCUAUGGACCCCGAGUCUAUCGUCACCGGCUCAGAUUCAUGUUCAUCGGCUGGGGAUGAAGACUUUGACAAAGUCUGCUACGGGAUGCUCUACAAUGUGGAUGUCAAGUUGAUAGGUGAAAUGGCCGUCAUCGACUCGAAGCUUGUGGCAGCAAUGACCGCAGGAAAGACACAAUACCAACGCUUCGAGCUCUCAGAUUCACAAGAUCAUGUCCUCCUCGCCUUCAAGGACAAAACCGAUUUCGGCUAUCUACGCUCCGGUCCCGGCAAGACAAUCUCACCGCUGCUGACCCGAGCUGGCGUCGAGUUCGAACCCAUCGCGCCAACCGUCACCCUCCGAGAAACCAUUGGCCGCGCCAAGAAGCCUGUUGAAGCAAUGGUCAAGGUCGAUAUCAACGUCUACGGGCCCAGGAGAGCUGCGCAUGAAGUUGGCGACAAGUUAUCAGAAGGAAAGCUCUGGUUGCAAAAGCCGACGCAUUCUAGGAAGGACGUGGACUAUGAAAACCCACACAUGCUCCAACUUGAUGGGGUUGAAGAGAUGACCGUGGAGGCAGUGAGAGAGGUUGGCGGCGGCGGCCCGGCGAAGAGGCAACCGAGAGAAGAGAAUUUGAGGAAAAUGAUGCUGGAGGUUUACCAAUCUCUGGACAAGCACAGGGACCUCGAAAAGGUGGGUGGCGGCGAGGGACUCAAGAACGAACUUCUGAUACAUCAACAAGAGGCACUGGGGUUCAUGCUGCAGAGGGAGUCUGGUGAGAUUGGGGACCGCUAUCGUCUUUGGAAGCCGGUCAAGGUUGACGGAAGUGAUUGGUACCGCCACAAGAUUACCAACGUCAAACAACGUACCAAACCAGAAGAGCGAGGCGGAGGUAUUUUGGCUGACGAGAUGGGCAUGGGCAAGUCUCUGUCUAUCCUCUCUCUCAUUGUCAAGACUCUUCCAAGUGGCCAAGAGUGGGCAGAGCAGGAGAACGGCAACGAGGACAAACUCAAGGACAUCAGCUAUUCUGGCUCGACGUUAGUAGUCGUGUCAUCUGCCCUCCUCAUUUACAACUGGACCAACGAGAUUGACAAACACGUCCAAGGUAGCCUGAAAACGAUCAAGUACCAUGGCCCCGGCCGUGAGAAAGACAUUGAAAAGAUCAAAAACUCUCAAGUCGUUGUCACAACCUACAACACCCUCUCGGCAGAGUUCGAAAAGAAGUCCUCUCUACUUCACAAGAUCGGCUGGUAUCGCGUCGUGCUUGACGAAGCCCACAUCAUCCGCCGCCCCGCGACGACAUUCUUCCACGCCUGUCGAGACCUGCGCGCCAACUCCCGCUGGUGUCUCACCGGAACGCCUAUCCAGAACAAGCUGUCAGACAUUGGCGCCCUCUUCGCCUUCAUCCGCGCCAAGCCAUUUGAUGAGCCCGCCAAGUUCCGGCGAUACAUAGAGCUGCCGUUCGAGCAGAACGAGGAGGACCCUCAUAAGGUCAAAGAGCGGCUGAUUACGCUCCUCGACUCUCUCUGCCUGCGCCGGACGAAGGAGCUCCUGCGCCUCCCCGGUCUCAAGGAAGUCACCAAGGAGUUGGAGUUCACCGCGGAGGAACGCGAUCAAUACGAUAAUACGAAGAAGAUCCUGAUGCGGACGAUCAAGCAAAAGGUCGGCGAGGUGGAGAAGAGCUCCAAGUUUGGGCUGUUCCAGGCGAACCUCCAGCUGCGUAUCCUGUGCAACCACGGAACGUACCAGAAGCCCUUCUCCUGGCACCGUCGCGCGUACCGCCUCGACGAGCGGGAGGCCGUCGUCAGCGCGUUGGGCCAAAAUGCAGAGAUUACCUGCGACGGAUGCCACCAGCCGAUGCCGGUUCUGGGCUCCAGCCGGCUGCGGAACGAGUUCGAGGAGCAAUGCGCACACGUCUUCUGCUCCGAGUGCCUCGAUCAGUCUACUUACUCUGCCGGCACGGCAAGCCCGCAAGCGAGACACUGCCCUGUGUGUGAAAACUGGAUGAGGUCUGCCAGGGCGCAGCGUGCGCUGCCUUCUGGCGUCCCGGUUGUCAGGAUUGAUGGGCCCGGGGGCUCAGGAGACGUGGAGAUGGUCGACGCGCCAGCUCAACUUGGGUCCAAGAGGGAUGACGAGAUCUACUUCAACUCGACGGGGCACUCUACGAAGAUGAAGGCGUUGAUCGAAGAUGUCCAAAUUGACCUGAAUGAGACCAAGAGCAUCAUCUUCUCGUGCUGGACGAGAACUCUGCACCUCGUAGCGCAACACCUAGAAAGAGCAAAUAUCCCCUUUCUCCGUAUCGACGGCGAUUGCUCCCUUGGCCAACGUCAGGAUAUGCUCAGAGAUUUCGCGAAUAAAGAUGAGAAGAGGGUUCUCAUCAUGACGACUGGCACUGGUGCUUUCGGCCUGAAUCUCACUUGCGCGAAUCGCGUCUUUAUCGUCGAGCUGCAGUGGAACCCGAGUGUUGAGAAUCAGGCGAUUGCCCGCGCCAUUCGUCUCGGCCAGGGCAAGAAGGUGCUUGUCACCAGAUAUGUCAUCAAGGAUACGGUCGAGGUGGAAAUGAGUUCUCAGCAGAGCGUGAAGAAGAAUCUCGCUGCGAUUGGUUUCAACGAGGAUUAUGACACUCCGGAAGAAAUGGACGAGUCGCGCGACUAG
This is a messenger RNA of Colletotrichum gloeosporioides, 3105 nucleotides long. Its product is annotated as DNA repair protein RAD5B. Gene Ontology annotation, molecular function: ATP binding; ATP-dependent chromatin remodeler activity. Lineage: Eukaryota; Fungi; Ascomycota; Sordariomycetes; Glomerellales; Glomerellaceae. The transcript has 9 exons. The record is from RefSeq and is a predicted model, not a curated record. Bases 1 to 3105 code for a protein of 1034 amino acids.